GAGCUCGCUAAUCACUUAUUUCUUGAACUUACUUCCUCUCCUUCUCGAUUGUCGUCUUGUAGAGUUCAACGUGCUUCGAAAAUGGAUAUAAAGGGGGUUGAGGGGAUUUUCAUUUGUCUUUUCCUUUUUUUUUUCAUUCCUUGAUUUAUGUUUAUUUGGAGUCUGUUUUAUUCGGUGUUGUUUACCUUUUUUCUUCUGUUUCGAAGUUGUUCGUCUGUGUCUCUGAAAGGCCGUUUUCUCUUUCUGUUUUUAGAAUUUUAAUUGACUUUCUGUUGACGAACUUUUCAGCUCCUUUUUUUGGCACCUUUUUAAAAAAAAAAAAACUCUCACACAGUGAUUCACUUCUGUGUUGAUGCUUUCCUCAACCACUGGUAUCUCAUUCAGAUAUUCCAGGUGAUUUUUGUUUACCCAAAUUCAUGGUAUCCAUCGCUAUUGGGUCAGUUAUACUGAUGAUCCAAUGGCGUUGCCGACUUUGUUUUUGGAUCACCGGAUGCUAACUGAGAAUUAACCAUUUUCCUGGAAAGUUCGGAAGAGGCGAACCACGUUGACUAUGGCGUCAAGUAGAGUUUUGAGGGUAGUUAUAGCCAGACGAUUGACGUCUUUCACUUUAUGAACCUUCUUCUUUGAAUCUCUCCUCCACUUAAUUUUAAAUUUACUUGCAUAUUUAUCUUAUCGCGUCUCCUGACAGUACGUGUUUUACGUGUUCAUGUGACACGAAGCACAGCAAAUUUAUUUCAUUUGUCUCUUUUCUGUUUCAGAAUUGAGAUAAAGAUAGAACUUCGAAUCUUUUGUUCAUUGUUUUUCCUCAUUUUAUUUGAACACAUUUUUGGCCUUCGAGAAUUAGUUCCAAGCAUUUUCUUUCUUCCUUUAUCUUGAGAUUAAUCGGAUUUUAAGCUCCAAAAGUUAUCAGCCGUGACUUUAGACCUGAGUGCGUAUUAGCUUUUGUUCCAAGAGGGCAUUCAAUGAAGCUAGCCCUUUCUGUUAUGUGCUUAUCCCUUGAUUUUCUUGAUCUUUAUUUAAAUUGACCAAUUAAAUCAGGUUGAAAGUUCACGUCUAUCUCACUUUCAAUUUGAUAAGAAUGUUGGAGAAAAUGGAAAGCUUUGACGUCAACAGAGAAAUAGAGGAGUUUGAAGCCGUGACAAAAGAUGCCGAGAGGGUUCAGAGGGAGACCCUCAAAAAGAUUUUGGAAGAAAAUGGAUCCGCAGAGUACUUGCAGAAUCUGGGUCUCAAUGGGAGAACGGACCCAGAGACCUUCAAGGCUUUCGUUCCAAUUGUCACCCACAACGAACUGGAGCCCUACAUUCAAAGAAUUGCAGAUGGUGAUUCUUCACCCAUUCUCACUGGAAAACGCAUUACAACAAUAUCUUUAAGUUCCGGAACUACUCAAGGGAGGCAAAAAUUUGUACCUUUCAAUGACGAUUUGAUGGAUAACACUAUGCAGAUAUAUCGGACUUCUUUUGCCUUCAGAAACAGGGAAUUCCCUAUAGGGACUGGAAAGGCCUUACAGUUCGUCUACAGUAGCAAGCAAUUUAAAACAAAAGGGGGUCUGGCCGCCGGAACUGCUACUACGAAUGUCUACCGCAAUCCACAGUUUAAAAGUGGCAUGAAGGCAAUUAUGUUUCAGGGUUGCAGUCCUGACGAAGUAAUCUUUGGUCCUGAUUUCUAUCAAUCCUUGUACUGCCAUCUUUUGUGCGGACUUCUUUUCCGGAACGAAGUUCAAUUUGUGUUCUCUACAUUUGCCCAUAGUAUUGUUUAUUCAUUCAGAACCUUUGAACAAGUCUGGGAAGAACUCUGUACUGACAUACGAGACGGGGUCCUCAGCAGCCGAGUCAGUGUUCCUUCUAUCCGAGCAGCAAUGUCGAAGCUCCUUAAACCAAACCCUGAAUUGGCUGAUUUGAUACAUACUAAAUGCUCAGGAUUGAGUAACUGGUAUGGACUAAUACCAGAGCUUUUCCCUAAUGCGAAGUACGUUUAUGGGAUCAUGACUGGGUCAAUGGAGCCAUAUCUGAAAAAACUGAGGCACUACGCCGGGAAGCUACCUCUUGUAUGUCACGAUUAUGGUUCUUCAGAAGGAUGGAUUGCAGCUAAUGUCAAUCCAAAACUGCCUCCUGAAUCGGCUACUUUCGCUGUGAUUCCAAAUAUUGGAUAUUUUGAAUUCAUCCCCCUGAGGCAUAAUGCUCACGCUCAGGAGCAAGAUCUGAUGGAUCCUGAUUUCAUCUCCGGGGAGCCCAAGCCAGUGGGGCUUACUGAAGUCAAGGUCGGUGAAGAGUACGAGAUCCUUCUCACCAAUUUCGCAGGUUUAUACCGUUACAGGUUAGGAGAUGUGGUGAAAGUAAUGGGAUUCCACAACUCGACACCAGAACUGAAGUUUGUAUGCAGAAGAAACCUCGUGCUGAACAUAAACAUUGACAAGAACACGGAGAAAGAUUUACAGCUAUCAGUGGAAGAAGCAGGCAGGGUAUUGGCAGAGGAGAAAGUAGAAGUUCUUGAUUUCACAAGCCACGUAGACGUGAGCACGGAGCCUGGACACUACGUGAUUUUCUGGGAAAUCAGUGGGCAAGUAGAGGAGGAUGUGUUGCAAGGGUGCUGCAAUUGCUUGGACAAGUCUUUUGUGGACGCCGGCUAUGUUAGCUCUCGCAAGGUGAAUGCCAUUGGACCUCUGGAGCUCCGACUUGUCCGGAGGGGAACAUUCCAGAAGAUUCUAGAUCAUUACCUGGCUCUAGGGGCUGCUGUUAGUCAGUUCAAAACACCCAGAUGCGUGGGUCCCAACAACAAUAUGGUGUUGCAGAUCUUGAAUGGGAAUGUUGUUAAGAGCUUCUCCAGUACUGCUUUCUCCUCUGCUAUGUGUAUAUAGAAAUAAUGUUGUUUGGUAUGCUGUUUUCUUGGAACCUUUUUACAGAGGAGUUGUUUUGUUACUAAAAAAUAGAGAUAGAUAAUCAAACUCCAAAAGUCUUGAAAACA
Messenger RNA from Carica papaya (papaya), 2961 nucleotides. It is a transcript of the gene JAR1, whose product is annotated as Auxin-responsive GH3 family protein. Gene Ontology annotation, cellular component: cytoplasm. NCBI's taxonomy places the organism in Eukaryota, Viridiplantae, Streptophyta, Magnoliopsida, Brassicales, Caricaceae. Gene Ontology annotation, molecular function: acid-amino acid ligase activity. The record is from RefSeq and is a predicted model, not a curated record.